Molecule: messenger RNA, 2233 nt
Organism: Cottoperca gobio
Lineage: Eukaryota; Metazoa; Chordata; Actinopteri; Perciformes; Bovichtidae
Gene: fbxw11a
Product: F-box and WD repeat domain containing 11a
Molecular function (GO): protein dimerization activity
Source: RefSeq, a predicted model, not a curated record
AGCCCUACCAAAGCUGUGUGGUUGAGCGAAGUGAAUGACGUCUCUGCAUUUGCGGGCCGCCGACGCAGGGCUGGGUUUCCAUUUUCAGAGCGAGUUUCGGGGGGGAUCGUCAACAUGGAGCCGGAGCCGGAGAUGGAGGACAAAACGUUGGAACUGAUGAACACGUCAGGGAUGGACUCAUCGAACCUCGUGGACGAUCUGUCGCCAAAGAAGACAACAGUUCUCAAGCUUAGUAAUGGUCCUGUUGUCGGGUCCCGCAAGCGUCCGUCAGAGGGGAACUACGAGAAGGAGAAGGAACACUGCAUCGCCCUGUUCGACCAGUGGUCGGAGGCCGACCAGGUGGAGUUUGUCGAGCGCCUGAUCUCCCGUAUGUGCCACUACCAGCACGGCCACAUCAACUCCUACCUCAAACCCAUGCUGCAGAGGGACUUCAUCACUGCGCUGCCAGCCCAAGGCUUGGAUCACAUAGCAGAGAACAUCCUGUCUUUCCUGGAUGCACGCUCGCUUUGCUCGGCAGAGCUGGUGUGUAAGGAGUGGCAGAGGGUCAUCUCGGAGGGUAUGCUGUGGAAGAAGCUCAUCGAACGCAUGGUCCGCACGGACCCGCUCUGGAAAGGCCUGUCUGAGAGACACCAGUGGGAGAAAUAUCUGUUCAAGAACCGCACGCCUGAAGUCCCACCCAACUCCUACUAUCACUCCCUUUAUCCCAAGAUCAUCCAAGACAUAGAGACUAUUGAGGCAAAUUGGCGAUGUGGCAGACACAACUUGCAGAGGAUUCAGUGUCGCUCAGAAAAUAGUAAAGGGGUUUACUGUCUCCAGUACGACGAUGACAAGAUCAUCAGUGGCCUUAGGGACAAUUCCAUUAAGAUCUGGGAUAAGCAGUCUCUGGAGUGUCUGAAGAUACUGACCGGUCACACAGGAUCAGUGUUGUGUCUGCAGUAUGAUGAGAGGGUCAUCGUCACCGGGUCUUCUGACUCAACUGUCAGGGUGUGGGAGGUCACGACGGGUGAGGUACUGAACACACUGAUACACCACAACGAGGCAGUUCUUCACCUGCGCUUCGCCAACGGCCUGAUGGUCACCUGCUCGAAGGACCGUUCAAUUGCAGUCUGGGACAUGGCCUCUCCCACCGACAUCAGCCUACGUCGCGUCCUUGUGGGACACCGGGCUGCUGUCAACGUUGUCGAUUUUGACGACAAAUACAUCGUGUCCGCCUCAGGGGACCGUACCAUCAAGGUAUGGAGCACCAGUACCUGUGAGUUUGUGCGUACUCUAAAUGGUCAUAAGAGGGGCAUUGCCUGUCUACAGUACAGAGAUCGCCUGGUGGUCAGCGGCUCAUCUGACAACACAAUCCGGUUAUGGGACAUAGAGUGUGGGGCGUGUUUGCGAGUGCUGGAAGGUCACGAGGAGCUGGUGCGUUGCAUCCGCUUCGAUAACAAAAGGAUUGUAAGCGGCGCCUACGACGGCAAGAUCAAGGUGUGGGACCUGCAGGCAGCCCUGGACCCACGAGCCCCCGCCAGCACAUUAUGUCUGCGCACUCUAGUGGAGCACUCCGGCCGCGUGUUCCGCCUUCAGUUCGAUGAGUUUCAGAUCAUCAGCAGUUCUCACGACGACACCAUUCUGAUCUGGGACUUCCUGAACGUCUCGACCAAUGGCCAGUCAGAGGGACGGUCUCCCUCCCGCACCUACACUUACAUUUCUAGAUAGCAGGUGGCGCCAUCCACACAUCCUUUCUUGGAGGAGCCCACUGCUGUUUGGCUGAUGGGUGCGUCCAUCAUGGAAAGGAGCCCAUCUUUUCUCCUUCCUCCUCGUCAUCUCUCUGUCCACCUCCCACCCUGCCCCCCGCCACCUCCACCUCCCUGCCCGUUCUGACAGACUCUUGAGCUUGUGCCCAUUGCCUGCCAGUACUGUGACAUGCACACACAGACACGCACACACAGGUCCACACUGAUGAGGAUUCCCUACUACAGAACCAACGCAACUCUCCAAAGAAGUUCACCUUCUACUACUAAUUUAUGUUUUGUAAAGUACACUAAUGACAGUAUUAACUUAGACCUUAUAUAAGUCACAAGCUCCCUUUUUGUCCCCUUGAUUCAAACUAAAAGCGGCUUCUGCUGCUCAGUUUUUAACCCCAGGUUUCCACAGAUAUGGAAUCUCUUAUAUAUAUAUAUCUAGAUAUAUGUAUAUGUAUAUAUAUAUAUAGAUAUAGAUAUAGAUAGAUAGAUAGAUCUAUAUA